CCCCAGCCUGCUUCCACAGAUGGACCCUGUACAGAAGGCUGUGCUCUCCCACACUUUUGGGGGACCCUUGCUCAAGACCAAGCGGCCGGUCAUUUCCUGUAACGUCUGUCAGAUUCGCUUCAAUUCUCAGAGCCAGGCUGAGGCGCACUACAAGGGCAACCGCCAUGCCCGAAGAGUCAAGGGCAUUGAGGCCGCCAAGACUCGAGGCAGGGAGCCCGGCGUCCGGGAACCUGGAGACCCAGCCCCGCCAGGCAGCACCCCCCCAAGCGGGGAUGGCGUAGCACCCCGCCCAGUUUCCAUGGAGAAUGGACUGGGUCCAGCCCCAGGAUCCCCAGAGAAGCAGCCUGGCUCUCCAUCCCCUCCCAGCGUCCCGGAGACUGGCCAGAGUGUAACCAAAGGGGAAGGGGGGACUCCAGCCCCGGCUUCCCUGCCUGGGGGUAGCAAGGAAGAGGAGGAGAAAGCCAAGAGGCUGCUGUACUGUGCUCUGUGCAAAGUGGCUGUGAACUCCCUGUCCCAGCUCGAGGCACACAACAAAGGUACUAAGCACAAGACAAUUCUGGAGGCCCGAAGUGGGCUGGGGCCCAUCAAAGCUUACCCUCGGCUGGGGCCGCCCACCCCAGGGGAACCAGAGGCUCCUGCCCAGGACCGAACCUUCCACUGUGAGAUCUGCAAUGUCAAGGUCAACUCGGAGGUCCAACUGAAGCAGGUGGGUCUCAGGCCCUUCCCCGCUGAGCGGGGAAGGAGAGCAAGGAGCCCGGGCGAGGGCCCUUCUCCGGGCUCUGCCCGGGGCGCCAGGGGGCGGGCGCGCCCGGCUCCGGCCGCGCCUCUCCUGCAGGGCCCGCCGAUCACGCACCCCCUGCUCCACCCGGCUCCCGGACCCAUCCGAACUGCGCACGGACCCAUCCUCUUCUCCCCCUACUGACCUCAACCCUGAACCCCUCCCGUUCGACUCCCCACCUCCAGCCGGGACCCAGGCCUCCGGGCUCCCAGCCCGCCCCUCCUCCCGGCACUCCCUGAGUGAUCUCUCCUUCCCCCCCACCCCGAGGUACGGGGUUCCAGGAAAGGGGAGGGGCAGCGGGGGAGGGGGGCUUCAGAAGGGGGGGACACCCCAGAUCUCAGGGAACCCCGCCCCCUGCCUUUCCCUCUCCCCUAGAAAAGGGGGGGCCGUCUCACCCCCGAGCCCCCUUGGAGACACCCCCCCUCCCAAAAGCCAUGUCCAUCCAGCCCUUCCCCCCAAACCUAGCACAAAACGGGGUUCACAAGCCAUGGUCGGGGUCCGGGCGGCAGAAAUGGUUUUUCUUGGCAAUAAGCGGACUCUGGGACUCCGGCCCCCUCCCCCGAACUGAAGCGCUUCCGUGAACAGCCCCGUCCUCCGCAGGGGGAGGGGAGCAGGCGGGAUCCUGGGUCCCUCAUUCGCACUUUGGUUUUACCGCCUGCAACCUCACUGUGCCCGCCCCGCACCACGCCCCAGCCCCAGGUCCAGCCGGGCCCACCGCAGGGGGCAGCACUUGGGGCAUCUCUGGCACUUGGGUGGGACCAAGGAGAUGCCCCCACAGACCUUUCCCUCGCCUUCGUCCUCCCCAGUCCGGGUUCCAUUCUUCUCACCAGCACCCAUCGCCCAAGGGGUACCGAGGGGGGCAAGGGGUGUCCGGUCCAAGCCCACCCCCGCCUCGCCUUCCGCAAAACUGUGAGCAAAAAGCAAUAGAAGCCUCGCCCCCGCCCCUCCCCUCCCCUCCGCAGGAUUCGCCGAGUCUGUAGCCUCCCGUCCCGCUCCUAGACCUCGUGGCUGUCCCCUCCCACCAGACUCCUCCACUGCACAACUCGGGCGGGGGCGUGACACCACCCCUCCCCGGGGUUUCCGUACCGUCAGCCCUCCGGCCGCCGACCCGGGAGGGGACCGGCCCCCACCGGCCUUCCCCUUCCCAUCAACUCUUUCUGCUUGACAAUGUAGCAACCUGGUCCCCGCCCACGUCCUCCCCGUUCUCCUCUCCCUGACAAUAAAGUCUGAAUUCGUUCUGCCCUCCGC
This is a messenger RNA of Carlito syrichta (Philippine tarsier), 2026 nucleotides long. RefSeq names its product zinc finger protein 385A (gene ZNF385A). Bases 20 to 922 code for a protein of 300 amino acids. The record is from RefSeq and is a predicted model, not a curated record. The transcript has 5 exons. NCBI's taxonomy places the organism in Eukaryota, Metazoa, Chordata, Mammalia, Primates, Tarsiidae. Gene Ontology annotation, molecular function: nucleic acid binding; zinc ion binding. Gene Ontology annotation, cellular component: nucleus.